Molecule: messenger RNA, 2403 nt
Organism: Penicillium verhagenii
Lineage: Eukaryota; Fungi; Ascomycota; Eurotiomycetes; Eurotiales; Aspergillaceae
Product: MHYT domain-containing protein
Exons: 3
Coding region: 1-2403 (800 amino acids)
Source: RefSeq, a predicted model, not a curated record
AUGUCGGGUGCGGGCACUAACGAUGAUGAUCUGGUUCAUGUAUCCUAUUUGGGGGGAUACAUCUUCCUCUCAUAUGUGAUCAGUUCUAUGGGAUGUGCGACCACGCUGGAGCUUCUCCAUCGAAGAACGUCCAGAUCGGGCUUUUACAACUGGUACCUGCUCCUCACUUCUUCCAUAACAAUGGGCGGUAUAGGCAUUUGGUGCAUGCAUUUCAUCGGCAACCGCGCCAUCGUCCUCGGCAAUGGAGAAAGUGACGUUCAAAUCAUGUACAAUGUUGCAUUUACUGGAACAUCGUUUGUACUACCUGUUGUCGUACUCCUCGCUGCAUUCUAUUCUGUCGGCGUUCAGGAAAAGGCGGGCUAUCUACGUAUCUUGAUAGGAGGUUUGCUUACUGGUAGUUCCGUCUGUGGAAUGCACUAUGUUGGUCAGCUGGGAAUCUCCAACUACCAAAGCUCAUAUCAUGUCGCCAACGUUGUCGGAUCGGCUAUCAUCGCAGUUUUCUCAAGUACCGCGGCGCUCGGCAUCUUCUUUCGGUGGAGAGCCACUUGGACUGAUAGUUGGUGGAGACGCGGGAUCUGUGCCUUUUUGCUUGCCGCGGCUGUCUCUGGUAUGCAUUGGAUGGCAGCUGUCGGAACAACUUAUCGUGGGCGGGACGAGUCUAUGAAGAAUGGGUCGCAAUUAUCCAGAACCCAGGUUGUCAUCGUCUGCUCUGUUCUGGCUUGCGUCUCUUGUGUGAUCUUGUCUGCUUGCGCUGUUGUCUCUGGUGAGAAUCGCCGACGAUCUACCACUCGCGCCCACCAGCUUGUCCUUGCCUGCGCAUACUUUGACCCGGCUGGCCGAAUCAUGGUAACCCCACAGGCUCUACUCCCAACCAAAAAGAUUGUUGAUCACUAUAUUGGACGGACCUUCCAAGACGAUGAUCUAACACGCACACAUCCGACCUUCCUGUGGGCUUUCAGAGCUAGCCGGAACUGGCCUGUGGUCAAGGACAUGAUUCCCUUCAUGCGAAAUCGUCUCGAAUCCGAACAGGCGGCCAUCCAGAAACAUGUAUUGUCGCGAGGAGUGGUUAAUGACAAGGAGACUGAGCUGCAAACAGAUUUCGAUACCUUGUUCAAACAACUUUUCUGCGUAUCAGCACAGGAGUUGUCGGAUGAUUUACGACUUCCUCUUCACGAGCUAGGAACACUAUACGAUGACGUCCUGGCGACUGCGAUCCCUGUUUCUCGACUCUCUCGGGCGAUGGGUCGCUCAUCACUCCGAACUGGCAAGGGUCAACUUAUGUUCAGUGUCCGACAGCUCCAAAAAUACGAAGCAAGUCGCAUGGCUUCGUUCGGAUUUCGAUUCGCCAGUAUUGAAAACAUCACCGCAACCCUCUCACGCCGCAUCCAUGUCCCCGAGGCGAAUCUCAGGGAUCAUCUCUUCGAUAUGCGCGACUAUGCCACUACAAACCGUGGCUUCUCGGAAGGUGUACACUUGACUGCCUUCGUGAUGCGUCCCACCGUCAGCGACCAUUUCGAGAUUCUCACCACCAAGGGCACCGGCAACCCGCUUCCAUCCUCGACUCUGCCAAUGCCCCGUCUCCACGUCUCACACCUUGACCUGAUCUCCCACAUGGAGGGCUGGUCAAUGAACACCUGCUUGAAAUACCUCAGAUCCGACCCCGCCAUGCAAGCGGAUCGCAACCUCGACGAGUUCCGCCAACACCUCAUCGAAGGCAUAGCCUCCCUCUCCAAAUCUUUCUCUGAAGAAAUGCGCGCAGCAGCCACCUUCUCCGCACGGCCCCUGCUCGCCCCAUGCCGCAAAACACCAUCCCCUCCCUCCGAAGAGGUCCCUCAAUCCGCACAGCAGUGCACCCUCCUCACAUUCUGCGUCGUCGGCACACUCAACACCCAAGUCCCCAACCCAGACUUUACAUUCACCCCCUUCCGCCUGUUCCGCGUGCAGCAACAAGUAAAUGACAACGUUGCUGACCGGGACGGCUUCUCUCGCGAGCUGAGCCAAGAGCUCUUCUGCACAGACGUCCGCUCCGGUUCCACGUCCUCGGAGUCAGGCAAGUUUUCCUCCACUCGCUCUGCAAUUAUCCGUCUCUGGCACUCGCGAAAACACAGUUUCGGCGGUGCAGCACACUCGGGCCAUUCGCAAGAAUCUCUAUUCGAAGCUGGGGUUCCCGCGACUGCCUUGGGCGAUAUUACGGUGCAGAAGGAGGUGCGCGUGGAUAUUACGCGGUUGAAUGAGAAUGCGGCAAAGAAUCCUAUUAUUGCGCACGAUGCUAUUGUUGCGGCUGGUGAUAAUGCGUUGACGCCUAUUACCUAUGUUGAUGAAUUGUAUAGUCUUUGCUAUGCGCCCGGAAUCCGCCUACGGGGGGACUCGGCAUUCCAUACGUCGCCGAAAUCUGAUAUGUGA